UUCCAUAUACAAUAUAGAUUUGAAGGAAUAAAAGGAAUAUAGGUGUGAAGAAGAAGAAUAUUAGUGAGAAUGUCAGGGGCACAAGGAGCACAACCGAAAGAGUCAAAGACAGCAACAACAUAUGAAUCAAAAGAGGGAGGACAGAAUCGUACAAGAACGGAUUUACUUUCAAAGGAAGAUCAAGGUGGCAUUCAAGUGGAUAAGCAUCAAGAGAAGGUCCAUGAUCCUGCUGGAAAAGGUGGUCCUGUCUUUGGUGCUGGCAAGGAUGACAAUAAACAAGACCUUGGAGUCACAGGCACUGGCUAGCUAGCAAGCUAGUUUUAAUUAACUAUCAUGGUUCUGUUUUUCUUCUUUGUUGUAAAUGGGACUGUAGUUUGUGGAAUAAGAAGGAAUAAAUUGUGGUUGAUCAUGUAAAUUGCUAUAAAUUUGUCUUAUAAUGAAUUAUCUUGGUGAA
Molecule: messenger RNA, 454 nt
Organism: Vicia villosa (hairy vetch)
Lineage: Eukaryota; Viridiplantae; Streptophyta; Magnoliopsida; Fabales; Fabaceae
Exons: 1
Coding region: 70-306 (78 amino acids)
Source: RefSeq, a predicted model, not a curated record